Chenopodium quinoa (quinoa) is the source of this 2805-nucleotide messenger RNA. RefSeq lists its product as uncharacterized. Bases 1 to 2805 code for a protein of 934 amino acids. The record is from RefSeq and is a predicted model, not a curated record. NCBI's taxonomy places the organism in Eukaryota, Viridiplantae, Streptophyta, Magnoliopsida, Caryophyllales, Amaranthaceae. The transcript has 5 exons.
AUGGUCGACAGUGUUGAUACAAUAAGGGAUCAUGUGGUAUGUCAUGGGUUUAGGCCUCAAUAUCAUGUGUGGGUUUGGCACGGUGAAAAGGGAUCGUAUAGGGAGAAUGUUGUUGGGAAUGAUACGCACGAUAACAGUGCCGAGAUUCGUGCGGAAGAUGAAUAUGGUUUUGAUUAUGGUGGAGAUGGGGAUGAUGAUGGUGGAGAAGGGGAUGAGAUCGAGGACGGUGGUGGUGAUCACUUGGAUGAGAUGAUGCAUAAUGUUGAAGGUGAAUUUGGUGACCGAUGUGAUGUAUUUGAGUCAUUAUCAGAGGCUGCCAAAAAGCCAUUGUAUCCUGGGUCCAAAAAAUACACCAAACUCUUAGCUGUGCUAACACUUUUUAACAUUAAGUCAAAGUAUAACUGGAGUGACACUAAGUUGGAGGAGUGUCCACGUUGUGGUAAGUCGCGUUACAAGCGAAAGAGCUGCAAUGCUGGAAUGAAGGGACCUCCUGCCAAGGUUUUAUGGUAUCUUCCCAUCAUUCCAAGGUUCAAGCGUCUAUUUUCAAUAUCAAAAGAUGUUAAGAACUUGAGGUGGCAUGCAGAGGGAAGAAAGAAAAACGGUUUGCUGAAGCAUCCGGCUGACUCUCCGGAUUGGAAGAACAUCGAUAUGAAGUUUAGGGCAUUUGGUGAUGAAGUCAGAAAUUUAAGGCUCGGGUUGUGCACCGACGUGAUCUACAACUUGCCUCCGUGGUUGUGCAUGAAACGAAAAUAUGUGAUGCUGUCACUAUUGAUAACGGGUCCAAGGCAACCUGGAAACGACAUAGAUGUUUACCUAGAGCCCCUUGUUGAUGAUUUGAGAAAGAUGUGGGACGAAGGAGUUUCUGUUUUUGAUGCCCAUAAGAACGAGAUGUUCCUCUUGCGUGCAGUCCUUAUGUGGACCAUUAAUGAUUUUCCCGCAUAUGGCAACCUGUCUGGGUAUAAGAACAAAGGGCAUAAAGCAUGUCCUAUUUGUAUCGAUGACACACCAAACGUGUACCUUGAACACUACGGCAAAGAUGUGUACGUGAGGACCCGAAGAUUGCUUAGGCGCGAUCACCCAUAUCGUCGGCAGAAAAAGGCCUUCAAUGGGAAAGUAGAAGAGGGGGCUGCUCCUAAGCCAUUGAGUGGACAUGAGGUGUAUAGUCGAGUGAAGGGUAUAUCAACUGUUUUUGAGAAGAAUGUUUGUGAUGCAGUUGUUGGGACAAUUAUGGGUAUUCAUGGUAAAACAAAGGAUGGAAAGAGCGCGCGAUUAGAUUUGGAAGCAUGGGGGGUUCGUCCAGAAUUGUGGGUCCAACCGAAGGUAGUGAAGGCUAAGGUAAUGGAAAAUGAAAACGAAUAUGGUGGAAAAAGGCGUACAGGGGAGCGCAAAGGAAAGGGCACCAGUGUAUCAAAUAACAAAGAUGCUGGAAAAGGCAAGAAUGAAAAGGUUUAUUUACCUCCAGCUUGUUACACAUUGUCAAAGGAAGAAAAACGAAAGUUUUGUGCUUGUUUGUAUAACAUUAAGGUUCCAUCUGGUUUCUCGUCAAACAUGAAAAGAUUCGUCUCUUUAAAUGGGGAAAUGAAGUUGACUAGUAUGAAAUCACAUGAUUGUCACAUGAUGAUGCAAGUAUUCUUACCGAUUGCAAUUCGUGGUAUUCUACCGAAGCAUGUGAGAGAAGCUAUUACAAGCCUUUGUUCGUUUUUCAAUACCAUUUGCAGCAAAGUGCUAGAUCCUUUUACUCUUGAUGCUCUCCAGGCGAAUAUGUGCGGUCCAGUCUUUAUGAGGUGGUGCUAUCCUUUUGAAAGACACAUGGGCACAUUGCAACAUAAAGUCAGGAAUCCUGCCCAUCCAGAAGGUAGUAUGAUUCAAGGGAUUGUGGCAGAGGAGAUUGGUAAUUUCGUGGCGGAGUAUGUUGCUGUUGCUGAACCAAUUGGGCUUCCCACUUCCCGACAUGAAGGGAGACUUGAUGGUCAUGGCACACUCGGGCAGAAACGGAUCUCACCUACUCAUGAUCAGUUCUUGCAAGAUCACCUAUUUGUGCUUCAUCAUGUUGCGGAGGUUCACCCAUAUUUAGAAGAGCACAUGGAUAGUUUGCGUGCGGAAUUUCCAUCAAAAGGGGAAAGGGCACUAAUGCAAUUGCAUAAUAAGAUGUUUGUGAUGUGGUUCCAUGAUCGAGUUAUGCGUCAAUUGGAUGAGAGUGUCUCUGAUACUAUAAAGUGGCUAGCUUAUGGUCCAAAGGAAGAUGUUUAUUCUUUUGAGGGAUAUGACAUAAAUGGGUAUACAUUCUGGACUGAGCAUCGUGAUCAGAAAUCAUCAUCAACUCAAAAUAGUGGUGUCACUCUUGUGGCAUCAUCAAGAGAGUUUGCAAGUGCAAGGGAUACAUCACCGGUUGACGCACAAUUAUCCUACUACGGACGAAUUCAGGAAAUAUGGGAACUAGAUUACCGUGAGUUCAAGGUAGGCCUAUUUAAGUGUAAAUGGGUCGAUAACAUUAGGCGCAACGUCAAACAUGAUGACUUCACUCUUGUAGACCUUGGCCACUUGCGGGAUAGUUUGGAACCAUUCAUCCUUGCAUCUCAAGCUAAGCAGGUGUUCUAUGUAACCGACCCAGCCGAUCCAAGAUGGUCCAUCGUCCUUGCUAGCAAAAGAAGAAUUUUAGGGGUUGGAGAUGUUGAAGAUGAGGACGAAUAUGAUGCGUUUGAUGACUCGCCCCCUUUCACCGCCCCUACACUUGAUGUAACAAAUGAUGUAGAAAAGGAUACAAAUUAUAUUCGAUCAGACCACAAUGAGGGAAUACUCGAAUGA